AUGUCCAGCGAAUUUUCGACGUGUCAGGUCGAUGAUUUUUUCAAAUCUUAUCUCCCAGACCACAGGAUGCACUUCGACGCUGUUAUUGCAGACCUGAAGAAACAAAAGACUCUCGUCGAUCGUAGCCCGUCCCAGCAAAAGCGCAGUCGUUCUUCGUCAUCGAAGAAUAGGCCCGCAUUUUCCCAUGUCUUUAAGACGCUCAACAACUUGUUCCAAACUGGGUCUGCAGCACCCAAUCGUAUUCUAAAGUCCUUUCAGACCGUCGGGAACGCGGUUCGCAAAGCCCUGGGGAAGGCCAAAGCGCCAACCAACGAACGGGGCAUUCGGGUGGAUGAAAGCAGCGAGAAUGGCGCCAGUGCCUAUCUUACAACGAAUCUUCGUUCUCCAGCCCAUCUGACGGAUGUCGUGGUCCCGAUUGAGAUCACAACUUCAAAGGAAACCAAAAUCAUGACUCACGCCGCAAUGAUUCUUAACCGCGAUGCUCGGCGAGAAUUCUCAUACGCGGUCACGAUCGAAAAUCAAAACCUGUCAGUGUGGUACCUGUCCAGGGCCGUGGCCGUCAAGUCUAAGCCGUUUGAUAUGCAACAGCACGCAGAUCUCCUCGUCCAGCUCCUCGUCUCGUUGUUCUGCUCUUCAAACGAGCAGUUGGGAUACGAUCCGCUCGUAACCCUCCUCCCAGACAGGAGCUUCGUGUAUCAGUUCCCUCCCGAUGGCGACAGGACCUUCCCUUUGUUCUACAGAACGUUGGAGGUCAUCUGCGACCGCCAAUCCGCACACCUCUGCGAGCGUCAGUCCCGAGUAUGGAAAGUCGAGCAGGUGACCUCUGCCUCAGAUCCACAGAGAGUCUUGGGGACGUCGACCAUGGUUUUGAAGGAUUCGUCCAUCGAUGCUCUCGCACCCGUCGAAUCGGACGUACAAGACAGGCUGUUCGGAGAUAUCACGGACUUUGCGCGAAGCAAGAAUUGGCGGUCCCAUCCGUUGCUGAAGGACGCCAACAACGACGACCUGCACGCUCUCGGGGAGGCUUUGAAGGGUGAUAAUUUCAAGCAGUUCUUCUCAUGCAUUGUUUCGAAGCAUGUCUCCCUGAUCGACCCUAUCUCCAACAUGGAUCAAGGCACCGAUCGUCAUCGUCGAGUACGCCUCGUUUACGAAAAUGUCUGCACUGCGCUGCAUGACAUUCCUACUCUCGGGGAGGCCAUUGAUAUCGUCAAGCAGACUCUCCUUGGGCUCUGUCUCAUGUUUUGUGCAGGGUGGGUACAUCGCGACCUAAGCCCCGGCAACAUCCUCGCCUUUCGCGCAACGCUUAACUCCCCUUGGCACGCCAAGAUCUCCGAUCUUGAGUUUGCGAGGAGGUUCCCAGCAUCGGGGGUCGUGACUGUUUCAGAACAAUUGACGGGUACGCCUCAUUUCAUGGCCUACGAGCUACUCCACUCGCGGCAUCUCCUCCCCAAAUACACUCCAACGGGGGAGCGAUUCCCUAUAGACCCGGAAUCCUUGGUCAUCCACAACUACCAGCACGACCUGGAGUCAAUCUGGUGGAUUAUCCUCUGGCUAGUGGGGACAAGGGUUAAAGAAAAGCUUCCUCGCACGUUCAGCGAGAUGUUCCAGCAACAUGUCAAUGGGCCCUAUGCCAAGGCGCGACACUACGUCUUGACGUACCCGCUCACCCGCGCCGGUGAUCUUCUCAGGUCCCUUCCCCAGUCAUUGCGCUCCUCGGCCUUUCUCAACGCCCUUGACACUCUGCGGCAAGAUCUCCAUCACCAAUACAUCGCGCGGAAUGGGGAUAAUAGACAAAGCGACAUCGGGAGCUACUCCUGGAUUAUAUCCAAAGCAUUUCCCAGGUUCCUUGCCAGUAUUGAGCCUUCUCGUGAUGAGUGGGGAGCAAUUGCCCUCAUCGUCGAGAGUGAACGCCGCGAGAGACGAAGGAAAAAGCAGGAGGCGAGACGCCAGCAACAAUUGUCUCAACCGCCAGACCACCCCGUUCAACCGAAGAAACGCAAGGCCGAGGCUGAUCGCAAUGAGUUACCCUCCAAGAGAACCCGCCGUCAUGUGCCCGCAGUAGCCGUACGUCAGGGUGGUCCAGUCACUAGGUCGAUGACCAGGAAUGCUCGUCCGAUGACGAGGUCAGUAGCGCGUCAACUUGAACAGGCUAAGAGUUCGCAACAUCGCUGA
Molecule: messenger RNA, 2172 nt
Organism: Coprinopsis cinerea okayama7#130
Lineage: Eukaryota; Fungi; Basidiomycota; Agaricomycetes; Agaricales; Psathyrellaceae
Product: other/FunK1 protein kinase
Exons: 6
Coding region: 1-2172 (723 amino acids)
Biological process (GO): protein phosphorylation
Molecular function (GO): ATP binding; protein kinase activity
Source: RefSeq, a predicted model, not a curated record